GGGGCUACAUGUGUCGCUCUGCCCAUAAGAGUUAAGGGUUAGGCGUGACGUCAUUAUAUUGCUAUUAACCAAUGAGACAAGUUGUGGGCGGAGCGAUACAUGUAGCCCCGUCAAAAGUGCGGCCCCGCCCGGUUCUGCCGGCUACAGCCAGGACCUUCUCGAUACACUUGGAGUAACGAGCUGAACCGGUAAACCGGCAGCAUUGUACCCGUGUGCUUCUCCAGUGCACGCGCUUCCGCCACACAGCUACAGUCAUACUUAACCAUCAGAGUGCAAACCGAGACAUGGCUGCGAACCGGGUGGGAAGACGGCAUAACAGCAAAGUGCAUUCACCCAGCAGAGGUUCGGGUCGGGAAUCAGGACUGAGUGUGCAAAAGAGACAAGCCCGAGUUACAGUGAAAUAUAACAGAAAGGAGCUGCAGAGGCGUCUGGAUGUGGAGAAGUGGAUAGACACGGGGCUAGACGAGCUCUACUUGGGAAGGGAAGAGCACAUGCCAGAGGAGGUGAAUAUUGAUGAGCUUUUGGACCUGCAGAGUGAUGAGGAGAGGACCAAAAGGCUCCAGGAUAUUCUCCAUUCCUGUAAUACUAACACAGAAGUAUUUAUUAAGGAGCUGGUCCUGAAGCUUCAUGGGCUGCAGAAACAGGAAGACCUCCACAAUGACGGCAUUGAGCAUCCUCAGCUCCACAUCUUCCCCGAUCGCCAAAACUCUGCCAAUUCUGAAAUACUUUAAGAUGCACUGACAGUGCCCCCUGCUUGUAUGGACAGACCAUUUCCUGUUUAACCCAACCACUGAAACACUGCUGUUUAGUUUUAGUGUUGUAAUUUUAACCGAGACCUCAACUGAAAUGCAUGAUCAUCCAGAAGGAUCUAAUUCAGCACUCAAACAGACACAAAACAGACACACGCAUCUAUUUAUUGACUUUUAAGAUGACAAUUAAUGCCUGGUUGUAUAAACCAAAUUUCACAAGUAAAUAAGAAUGAGAUUUUUUUUUUCAUGAGCAGUUUUCAGCUUUUUUCUAGUAAAUGUUGAAGGUUUAAGUGGUUUGUACACACUUUCUUCAUGUGGUCCCUGUAUGAGUUGUGAGACUUUUCCGCUUCUUGUGGUAACCACUAGUUUCUAUGCCAUGUGGGACCUUUGGUUUUGUAGAAUCAAACUAUAUCAUAUGAGACCUUGGAACUCUAGGUGUCUUAUUUUGAAUGCAUAAAUGAGUUAUAAAUAUAUAUAAUUUAUAAAAGUUAAUUACAUGCAAAUUAAUAUAAGUAUGUGAGAAGGUUUCAUACAAAAAUAUCAACUAAUUAAUGUUUGACCUUAUUGGUAGUCAAAACUUUAUGGCUCAACAUUUUAAAAUGAUAGAAAUGUUACAUAGACCCUUAUCAUUCCAAGCUCUUGAAUGGCUCUUGUCAUAAUGUAAUGUAAUUUUCAUAAUGUAAUGUUUUAAGUUGUACAAUCCAUAAGCAUAUCCUGUGUUGAAGUGACUCUGUGCUCACCUGAGAUUUUGACUCAAAAGGGAACUGUAGGUGCUGGUUCGAUCAUGGUGAUUUUACUGUGCAAGACCAAAGAUUUUUAUUUAAUAUGUUUCAUUUUAAUGUGUAUUUAAAGUCUUUAUGACUACUUUGUUUGUUCUGAUUGUUUUAUUAUUAUUAUUACUAUUUCAUUCCCCUUCAGUAGCCUAUCACAGGAACACUGGGAACGAAGCAGAUUAUGAGGCAUUUAGAGUAACCAGUCCACCUUCCAACCUGUUUUUUCGGAGGGAGGAAACCGGAGACCCCAGAGGAAAGCCAUUUGAAGGAGAGAACAUGUGAACUUUCACACAGGCAAUCAACUGGAGCUGUGAGCCGUUAUUAUUAAUAUUAUUUUGUCAAGAAGAGGCAAAGGAAAUCAUACCGUUUCCAUCCAUCCAUUUUCUAUACCGCUUAUCCUACUGGGUCACGGGGAACCUGGAGCCUAUCCUAGGGAGCAUCGGGCGCAAGGCAGGGCACACCCUGGACAGGGUUUAUACCGUUUCAUUAAAUGGAAUAUGAUUUACAUGCAUUUUAAACUGAUCAAUAUCAGUGUUACAUUUUAAUUCACAUAAACAUGUACAAUACAUCUGGAUUUUUACUUAUAUAUUUACACAAAGCUCUGAUGAAGGCUUGGUUUCUUAAUGAAGUCAUGAGGUAUUAAUUUAUUGGCUGCUGCUACUUCUACAUAAAAAGCUGCUUGAGAUCACACUUAUAUCAACAUAUAUUCACUCACUGUCCACUUUAUUAUGUACACCUGUUCAUUCAUACAGUUAUCUAAUCAUCCAAUCAUGUAGCAGUAGAACCAUGCAUAAAAUCAUGCUUCAGUUAAUGUUCACAUCAAACAUCAGAAUGAGGAACAAAUGUGAUUAUUGGGGGGAAAAAACAUUGCCUGGUCUUUUUAACAACCUUCAAUCUUUUUAACUUUAGCCUCAAAUUCCUGUUCUUGGCUAACAGGAGAGGAACCCAAUAUUGUCUACAGCAUGCUUUGCAUUCUGAACUGCUCACCAUGGUUGUAAAGAGUAAUUAUUUGAGUUACUAUAGCCGUCCUGUCAGCUCGAACCUGUCUGGCGAUUCUGCUUUGAGCUCUCUCUGUUGUGUGUGAAAAUCUCAGGAGAUCAGCAGGUUCUGAAAUAAUCAUACUAGCCUGUCUAGCACCAACAGCCAUGUCAUGUUAAGUCACUGAUGUCACAUUUCCCUCCUAUGUUUGAUGUGUAGAUUAACUAAAGUUCUUGAUUGCACAAAUAUUUAAUUACUAAUUGAUGAGACCAGCUUUUGGUUUUCGGAAUAAAAUUACACGUGAGAUUUGUCUUUGUUAUUUUAUGUUUUAGGAUCAUAGCAUUACUCAAAUCUGUUUUGCUGUAACAUCCUCAGGAUUCUACUUACUUUAUUAGUCUCUUUAAAAGGUUCAUUUUAGAUAAUGUAAAUUUGUUAUGUG
Ictalurus furcatus (blue catfish) is the source of this 2939-nucleotide messenger RNA. RefSeq names its product protein phosphatase 1, regulatory (inhibitor) subunit 14Ab (gene ppp1r14ab). Gene Ontology annotation, biological process: regulation of phosphorylation. The record is from RefSeq and is a predicted model, not a curated record. Gene Ontology annotation, molecular function: protein serine/threonine phosphatase inhibitor activity. Lineage: Eukaryota; Metazoa; Chordata; Actinopteri; Siluriformes; Ictaluridae. Gene Ontology annotation, cellular component: cytoplasm. Bases 285 to 731 code for a protein of 148 amino acids. The transcript has 4 exons.